Fomitopsis serialis is the source of this 1268-nucleotide messenger RNA. RefSeq lists its product as uncharacterized. The transcript is spliced from 4 exons. The record is from RefSeq and is a predicted model, not a curated record. Bases 235 to 1167 code for a protein of 310 amino acids. NCBI's taxonomy places the organism in Eukaryota, Fungi, Basidiomycota, Agaricomycetes, Polyporales, Fomitopsidaceae.
CCGGCUUUCCCAUUUCCACUUCGCCCUGUUUCAGAACUCCGUGAACAGCCUGUCUGCAGAGUAGGGACCCCAGCCUACCUCCAAUUGUAUGGGUCGAGUACCUCAACCCGUCAAAUAGCCGCACGCUGCGAGCCUCGCCCUCGGUAACUCCCUUCCGCUCCACAUCCCCGAAGGUCGCCCUCACAGAGUUUAUUCGCCUCCUACCCUAUUUUGCCGCAGGACGACCAGCACUAGAUGGAGCCCAUCUAUCCCGGAAACUUCGACAGGCGCCGUCGCAAUGUCCAUGCCGUACCACACCCAAAUACCUUCGGGAGAACCUCGCUGGUCACCAUGCGCCACGCUUUUGGCGCUUCAGAAGCAUGCAUUACUCGGGCUCGUUCGAACUCUUCCAGACAACCGAAUUCGUCAUACGUCGCAGGCAAUUCAACGACUCCUGCGGGCGCUGACACGCACACUGGCGGAAAUUGCGCACGCCAUUCACGAUUUGGUCUCGUACACACCGUCUCUCAAGACCCACAUUGCGCCACCAACACGAUCGGCAAUGUGCCGCCGACAUCAUCGUCAGGCACCCGCAUUGACUACGGGCGCUCAACUCACAGUACCGUCCAGUCAUUGCGCGAAUGGCAGUUGCAGUACGCGUCUGGAACGGAGCAGACGUCGGCUACAAAUGCAUCGUCGCAAGCACGGUCCGACGUUUACAGCUACGAACAUCGGUUUCCCGACCUCGAUCGCAUUGUCACCGAAUCUCGAUGGCCACGUGACGAUGUUGUCAUGCGCCUUGCGCGCCGGACCGCUCUACACCAGGAGAGUCCCGAGCCUAGUGCUACACAAAUAUCUCAGGCUACAAGAUGGCCGACUCACACGAGUGAUACACCACAAAUGGUGGCUAUGGACAUCGACAUUAACCAUGGCUUCCAACAUCGAUACCCCGCACAAUUUGCGAACGAGCACUAUACUUCCGAGAGUCGAGGGUUUGGGACUGCCCCUUGGCAUGGCUCUAUUGAGGGUUUUCGUGGUAACGAAUCUCAAGCUGCCGUUCGAAAUCCUCUCGACAAUGGACAAUAUUGCGACAUAGAUACCUUCACAUCAAACACCUUCCAAAGCUCCCCCGCGCGGAGAUUACCUCCCCCGACUACGAUGGUACAACGACCUCUGUUAGCGUCUUAGAUUCCUACGGUAACCUCGAGUCAGCAGACUCGAAAUCCCUCACGACACGUUCGGAGUGACGGAACAAACUUCCAUUUUCACGGACCCGAUGCUUCACAGCA